GAAUCGAGGGCGGCCAUGGACUCGCCGGUGGAGUUCCUGCUCCGGUGCCCCACGCCGAGGCGGAGGAGGCUGCCGCUGGCCGGCGCCUUCUUCGCGCCCACCGCCCUCGUCGGCGCCUCGCUGCUCCGCGCGCUCGCCUCGCUCGCCGCCGGGCUGCUCGCCACGCCGCGCCCGCCGUCGCAGCCGCGGAACUUCGCCGCGCUCGCGCGCCGCCUCGCGCUGCUCAGCGCACUCCUCGACUCGCUCCUCCUCGACGCGCCGGACCGCUUCUCCGACGCCGCCAACCUCUGCUUCCGCGAGCUCUACGUCGUGCUCUUCCGCGCCGACCUGCUCGUCUCCUACGUCGCCUCAGCCGGCCGCGCGUGGGCGCUGCUCCGGGGCGCCCACCUCGCCGCCUCCUUCCGCGACCUCGACGCCGAGCUCGCUGUCGUCCUCGACGUCAUCCCCGCCGCCUCCAUCCGCCUCUCGCACGACGCGGCCGGCCACCUCGACCUCCUCCGCUCCCAGUGCCGCCGCCGAUCGCCCGCACAGUACCACGACCCGGAUGAGGCUGCGCUACGCGACCGCCUCCUCGCCGCCGUCCAACAGUUCGAGCUCGGCCAGCCGCCUCCGCUCAAGUCGCUCCUCUCCGACGUUGGCAUCUCUGACGCUGCGUCUUGCCAAGCUGAAAUCGACUACCUUGAGGAACAAAUCUUGAGUCAAGAAGAGGAUACCGACCUCCUGCUCGUCGGUGGUGUUCUCGCCUUGCUCCGCUACAGCCUCUUCUCGCAGUUCGACCCUGGCAACGCAAAGGCGGCCCGGUAUUGGCCGUCGGCGGGAAACUUGCAGCGGCUUCCAUCGUGGGGCGGCGGCGGCUGCGACGACACCUCCUUCUCGGUGCCCAAGGAGUUCUCCUGCCCGAUUUCUUUGGAUUUGAUGCGCGACCCUGUGGUGGCGUCCACCGGCCAGACGUAUGACCGGCCAUCAAUCAUACAGUGGAUCGGGGAGGGCCAUUCCACCUGCCCAAAUUCAGGGCAGGCACUGGCAGACAACCGCCUUGUGCCGAAUCGUGCACUCCGCAGUUUGAUAUCACAGUGGUGUGGGAUGUAUUGUUUCCAGUAUGAUUCCCCAGAGAGCAACGAGGGGAUGGCCGAAUGCGUCGCCACCGCGUGCAGCAGCAAGGCGGCAAUCGAGGCAAAUAAAGCCACAGCCAGGAUUCUGGUCAGGAUGCUGGUGGAGAGUUCAGAUAGCUCAAAGGCAGUCGCUGCCAAGGAAAUUAGGUUGCUGGCCAAGGCUGGGAAGCGGAACAGAGCGUUCAUCGCCGAGCUCGGUGCAAUCCCGUUGCUCUGCAGGCUGCUCCUGUCAUCAGAUCAGAUUGCGCAAGAGAACGCAGUGACGGCGCUGCUCAAUCUCUCCAUUUACGAGCCGAACAAAACGCGGAUUAUGGAACAGGAGGGUUGCUUGUGGCUUAUCGUCAGCGUGUUGCAGAAUGGCUGGACUACAGAGGCCAGAGAGAAUGCAGCAGCAACUCUGUUUAGUCUCUCCGUGGUCCAUGAUUACAAGAAGAUGAUCAUGAAUGAGCCAGGGGCUCUGGAGAAGCUGGCUUGUAUGCUGAAAAAAGGGACGCCAAGGGGGAGGAAAGAUGCAGUGAUGGCACUUUUCAACCUCUCAACUCAUGCAGAAAGCUCAGCUCGGAUGCUUGAGUCAAGUGCAGUUGUAGCUUUAAUCGAGUCACUGAGGAACGACACCGUGUCGGAGGAAGCUGCUGGUGCUCUGGCUCUGCUCAUGAAGCAGCCUUCUGUUGUGCAUCUUGUUGGGAGCUCUGAAACUGUGAUCAGUAGCCUCGUUGGAUUAAUGAGACGGGGAACUCCAAAGGGCAAGGAGAAUGCAGUGUCCGCUCUAUACGAGAUAUGUCGCCGUGGUGGCUCAGCAUUGGUUCGGAGAGUAGCAAAGAUUCCGGGGUUGAAUACAGUAAUACAGAACAUCAUGCUCACUGGUACAAAGCGCGCCAAGAAGAAAGCAAGCUUGAUCGUCAAGAUGUGCCAAAGAAGCCAAAUGCCGUCAGCAAUGUCGCUAGGCACUAGCUUGAGGGUGAUUGAUCAUUCUUUGGUAGGUAACAGCUCAUUGAGGCGUGCUGCGAGCUUUGGCAGUGGAGAGUUGUCGAAUCCCGUUUCGAUAUCAGUGCACGUGCCCUAGGUAAUCGCCUUCCAAUUGGGCAGCCCCAUAUAUGUCUGGCCAGUUUUGUCCAAAAGUUCUUUCAUUGCAUGCUCAAAAUGAAGGUAUACAACAUUUAAAUCUAAAGGAACUAAUACUUGCAAUAUACUAUCACAUGUGCCUGUGUCUGUGUGUGGGAAAUGUGGAUAACUGAAGUAUAUAGUCAAUGUACAUGUAGAACUUCAGCUUGGUGUUUCGUAUGAAGCUUGGAAGGUGUUCUGUUUUUGUUCCAUUUUUCAAAAGACUAUGCUACUUGUUGUAAACUAGCCGGAUAAUAAUUUGUGCUUGUAUUGAGGCAACAAUGGAAGGGAUUGUAAUGUACUCCCUGCGUAAAGAAAUAUAAGAGCGUUUAGAUCACUACUUUAGUGAUCUAAACACUCUUAUAUUUGUUUACAGAGCGAGUACUACGUAAGUUGUAGUAGUUACAGAGACUUGCACAUUGGCAAGGAAAAAUAACUUGAAUGUCAA
Triticum dicoccoides is the source of this 2661-nucleotide messenger RNA. RefSeq names its product U-box domain-containing protein 4-like. The record is from RefSeq and is a predicted model, not a curated record. The coding region runs from base 16 to 2175 and encodes 719 amino acids. NCBI's taxonomy places the organism in Eukaryota, Viridiplantae, Streptophyta, Magnoliopsida, Poales, Poaceae. The transcript has a single exon. Gene Ontology annotation, molecular function: protein binding; ubiquitin-protein transferase activity. Gene Ontology annotation, biological process: protein ubiquitination.